GCAGCCGGGCGCAAGAUGAUGAAGUUUCGGUUCCGGCGGCAGGGCGCCGACCUGCAGCAGCGAGAACUGGCGCAGGAGCUUUUCGCCUUCAACACGACGGUGGAGCAUUAUUUAACAGUCUAGGCUACUCUGGCCUUCGACCCUGAACUUCGCAUCAUGGCCAUUGGCACCAGGUCUGGGGCUGUCAAGAUCUAUGGUGCACCUGGCGUGGAGUUCACAGGCCUGCACCGGGAUGCAGCCACUGGCCACACAGAUGCAAUCUCCUUGCCCGGCCAGGGCCGCCUCCUGACCCUGCUGAUGACAGCAGCCUGCAUCUCUGAGAUUGUCCACCAUAAUGGCUGUGCCCCUGAAGAGGCACUCAGCUUCCAGCUGCCCAGUCGUCCUGGCUUCUUGGGCAAUGCCCGCUCCGCCAGCCUUAUCCGAGUCACAGUGGUCCUCCAGGCUGCCGCGUACAUAGCAGCCCUGGGCACUGAGGGCAGCAGUGUCUUCUUCCUGAUGUUACCACCCCUGACCCUGGCUCGAGGGCAGACGCUUGCCCCAGGCGAGGUUCUGCGCAGCUCCCAACGCCUGCAGCCCACGGUAGCCACCAUAAUCUACGGUGAGUGCCGGGAGGUCUUAGACAGAGUGGUGGUGAUGGAGGGGGCACCACUGAGCCAAGCCAAACUGGCUGAGGGAGUGACUCCCGAGGGGGUGGUCUGGUGGCAGUGCCUCCCGCCGACUUCUGGGAGGCAGGAGGCAGCUGCAAGGGCCACUUUUAUCUUCAGCGGUGGCAUGCCCCGUGUUGGCCAUGGUGACCGCCACUGUGUGGCGUGCCUUCGAGCCGAGAUACUGCGACUGACUCACCUCCGCAUCAUCGACUUCUUCACAGUGCAUUAUGCACGCCUGGAGGAUGAAUUUGAUGACCCCCAGGCCCUGGCUGUGCUGCUGGAAGAGGAGCUGGUGGUGCUGGACCUGCAGACUCCUGGCUGGCCAGCUGUGCCUGCCCCAUACCUGGCCCCGCUGCACUCAUCUGCAAUCACUUGCUCGGCCCACGUGGCCAAUGUGCCCGCCAACCAGGCCCGCAUUGUGAGCGCUGGCGAGCAGCAGAGCUCCCAGCCUGUCUCCAGUGCCUUGUCUGGCCCAUCACUGGGGGCCAAACCUGCCCAGGAGCCAUCUCAGCGAGGGUUGCUGCUGACCGGCCAUGAGGAUGGCACUGUGAGGUUCUGGGAUGCCUCGGGUGUGGCGCUGCGGCCGCUCUAUAAGCUGAGCACAGCUGGCCUCUUCCAGACGGACUGUGAGCACGCUGACAGCCUGGCCCAGGCUGCCGAGGACGACUGGCCACCCUUCCGCAAGGUGGGCUGCUUUGAUCCCUACAGUGACGAUCCCCGGCUUGGCGUGCAGAAGGUUGCUCUCUGCAAGUAUACAGCCCAGAUGGUGGUGGCUGGCACUGCAGGCCAGGUGCUGGUACUGGAGCUCAGUGACGUGCCGGUGGAGCAGGCGGUCAGCGUGGCCAUCAUAGACCUCCUCCAGGACCGCGAGGGCUUCACGUGGAAGGGCCAUGAGCGGCUGAGCCCACGCACGGGGCCGCUGCCCUGGCCUGCUGGCUUCCAGCCCCGUGUCCUGGUGCAGUGCCUGCCACCAGCUGCUGUCACCGCUGUCACACUCCACACCGAGUGGAGCCUCGUGGCCUUUGGCACCAGUCAUGGCUUUGGCCUCUUCGACUACCAGCGCAAGAGCCCUGUGCUGGCCAGGUGCACUCUUCACCCCAAUGACUCCCUGGCCAUGGAGGGGCCACUCUCCCGGGUGAAGUCUCUGAAGAAGUCGCUGCGCCAGUCUUUCCGGCGCAUUCGCAAGAGCCGUGUCUCGGGCAAGAAGCGGGCUGCUAAUGCCAGCAGCAAGUUGCAGGAAGCCAAUGCACAGCUGGCCGAGCAGGCCUGCCCCCACGACGUGGAGAUGACGCCUGUGCAGCGCCGCAUUGAGCCCCGCUCUGCUGAUGACUCCCUAUCAGGCGUCGUGCGUUGCCUAUACUUUGCCGACACAUUCCUUCGAGAUGGGGCCCACCACGGGCCCACCAUGUGGGCUGGCACCAACUCAGGCUCCGUGUUCGCCUAUGCGCUGGAGGUGCCGGCAGCAGCAGUGGGUGGUGAGAAGCGGCCUGAGCAAGCGGUGGAGGCCGUGCUGGGCAAGGAGGUGCAGCUGAUGCACCGGGCACCUGUGGUGGCCAUUGCCGUGUUGGAUGGGCGUGGCCGCCCACUGCCCGAGCCCUACGAGGCCUCACGGGACCUGGCGCAGGCACCUGACAUGCAGGGUGGCCACGCUGUGCUCAUCGCGUCUGAGGAGCAGUUCAAGGUGUUCACACUGCCCAAGGUGAGCGCGAAGACCAAGUUCAAGCUGACGGCCCAUGAGGGCUGUCGUGUGCGCAAGGUGGCGCUGGCCACGUUUGCCAGUGUGGCCUGCGAGGACUAUGCUGAGACCUGCCUGGCCUGCCUCACCAACCUGGGUGACGUCCACGUCUUCUCGGUGCCUGGCCUGCGACCCCAGGUGCACUACUCCUGCAUCCGGAAGGAGGACAUCAGCGGCAUCGCUUCAUGUGUCUUCACGCGCCAUGGCCAGGGCUUUUACCUGAUAUCCCCGUCAGAAUUUGAACGCUUCUCCCUAAGUGCCCGGAACAUCACAGAGCCACUUUGCUCUCUGGACAUUAACUGGCCUCGCGAUGCCACCCAGGCCAGUUACAGGCUCCGAGAGUCACCCAAGCUGAGCCAGGCUAACGGGACCCCAAGCAUCCUCCUGGCCCCACAGAGCCUUGAUGGAAGCCCUGAUCCAGCCCACAGCAAGGGACCUGACACCCCAGAGCCACCCGAGGCUGCACUCUCACCCAUGUCCAUCGACUCAGCCACCAGUGCUGACACCACGCUGGACACGACAGGGGACGUCACAGUGGAAGAUGUGAAGGAUUUUCUGGGCUCCUCUGAGGAGUCGGAGAGGAACCUGAGGAACCUGGCAGAAGAUGAGGCCCAUGCCUGUGCCAUCCUGAUCAAAUGAGGAAGGCCAGGACUAUCCCGACCUCCACCUGCCCUGCUCGGAGCUGGAGUGCUGGAUCCCUGGCACCUGCCUGGCCCCUUAACAUAGACCCACGCCUGCUAACCUGUAGGCUCCACUGGGACCUGCUGUCCUGUCCUGCCUGACCCUGGGCCCUGGAGCAGCACCAGCCCCAGGGUGUGGGCCUGGGACUUGGGCCAGAACUGAGCCCUUCUGCAGGCAUUUGGCUGCCCUGGGGGCCCACUGCCUAGGGAAGAGGACAGGUGGGGCCCAGCACCUUGUGCCACCCCCUGCUCCACACACCGUCCUUCCCCCUCACUUUGCAAAGAGUAUUUUUCUAGCGCCUGGGCUGGACGGUUGUUUCUAAAACUAUUUUGGUACCUGCUCCUGGGCCAGUCCCCAGCCUGUCAUGAGUGUGUGUGUCUGAGUGUGGAUGUGACUGGGAGCUCUGCUGGGCAUCCACAGCUGGGGCCUAGUCAGGUGUGUGUGUUGCGGGGGGGUGGGGGGGCCCAAGAUGAGUUUCCCUGUAGAUUGUACUUUGGGGUUUUUUUCUGUUAUUUUGUUAAAAUUAGCGCCAUUUUAAUAUUAAAAAUACUGAUUUUUAAUAUUGAAAAUAAAAGCAUUUAAUAUCUC
Molecule: messenger RNA, 3651 nt
Organism: Chlorocebus sabaeus (green monkey)
Lineage: Eukaryota; Metazoa; Chordata; Mammalia; Primates; Cercopithecidae
Source: RefSeq, a predicted model, not a curated record